AUGGGUAACUAUGAAGUCACAGUUCAUGGUGUCAAAGUCAAGGUAAGUGUUGUCACGGAUGUUCGUUUGAUCGCUGGAAAAAUAUCAGAGCUGAUGAGUUUUAUGGAAAAACGUCGUGUUAUGGGACUUGAUUUUAAGGUUGAUCAAUAUAACCGAGACGUCUACCAGUUGCUUCUUUGUGCUGGAAAUCACUGCUUGAUUAUCCCAGCGAUUUUGAAUGACGGUAAACCCUUGCAUUAUUGUAAAGAACUCAUGCUACUUCUCUCUGAUGACACCAUCUGUUUUGUAGGUGUAGCAAUGAGAUCAAAGGUGAAGCUUUAUAGUAGGAACUUUUUUAUAUGCAAGGCAGGGGUAGAGUUGGGUCAUUUGGUAGCUAGGGUUUUGAAGAAGCCCAAUCUUGAAAUGUGCAGUCAGGUGGUAGUAUUGGGAGGUGAAGUUGGCUUGGAUAUUAAGCCACGGACACCACUAGGGGCAGAGGGGAGUGGUGUUGGGGCUUCUAGUUCUCGGGAACCUAGUUGGAGUGGCAAAGUAGUUUUUUCCGAGGAGGAGGUCAAGUAUGCAAUUCAUGAUGUUUAUGCUUCCUUUCUUAUUGGGAACAAGCUCUUGGGAAUACUUUAA
This is a messenger RNA of Malus domestica (apple), 618 nucleotides long. RefSeq lists its product as uncharacterized. The record is from RefSeq and is a predicted model, not a curated record. Gene Ontology annotation, cellular component: cytoplasm; nucleus. Gene Ontology annotation, molecular function: 3'-5' exonuclease activity; nucleic acid binding. Lineage: Eukaryota; Viridiplantae; Streptophyta; Magnoliopsida; Rosales; Rosaceae.